CAAUUUAGAAAUAGUUUAUUUUUAGAAACAUGCCUUUGUUUUGGUAACGCACUUGACAACUAAGAGUGAACCUUUAUAACAGAUUACAAAAUAGGGCAACAAAGAGUUUGUGCUUCUUCAAGAUCGACGACGCGUUAAAAAGGACUCUGAUUUCGAACUACCUGAACAUGUUUCGCUACACGCUGCUUGUUGCCUUAAUCCUUUUGAUGAAUGCAUUAGGCUGGACAAAUGGAAUCGCACUUGGCGACAUAUGUACUAAUGCGGGAGAGUGUACCGCCACCACUGAAAACUCGGACUGCAAAGAAUUACUGGGUCCGAAAGAUGUCAAUGCGCCAUAGGGUACACAAAACAAGGAACAUUUUGCAAAGCAGCCCUAGGCACAGCCUGUGCGAAAACCGAAGAUUGCGACAAGACAACAAAUCCGCACUCCAGCUGCCCUCUAACAGGAACCAAAACCUGCAGAUGCGACACAGGCUACACACAGCAAAGAGGGAUGUGCAAAGCAAAUCUAGACACAGCCUGUGAGGAAACCGCAGAUUGCGACACGACAACAAAUCCGAACUCCAGCUGCCCUGCAACAGGAACCAAAUCCUGCAGAUGCGACACAGGCUACACACAGCAAAGAGGGAUGUGCAAAGCAAAUCUAGACACAGCCUGUGGGGAAACCGCAGAUUGCGACACGACAACAAAUCCGCACUCCAGCUGCCCUGCAACAGGAACCAAAAACUGCAGAUGCGACAUAGGCUACACACAGCGAGAAACGAGGUGCAAAGCAAACCUAGGCUCAGCCUGUUCUACGACCACUGAUUGUGACACGGCAACUACACAUGAUGCUGUAUGCGACCGUAAUGCUGUAAACAAGAUAUGCGUAAUCGGUGCUAACGGAGACUGUAGGGGGCGUAAGACGUGUGUCACAGCUUCUAUAUGCGUGAACGACACGUGCCGAUGCAGCACGGGCUACUUUCAGACCCCCUCCAAUCGUUGCAGCUAUGCGUUUGAUAAUCCGGGUGGUAAUUCGGGUGCGGUGAACGCGAUAUCGAUGCUCCUGCUGUUGACCAGUUGCUACAUGGCGAAGUUCUUAAAAAACUGAAUGAUGUAGCACAUGAGCCUGUUUUCAGAAAAUUGUUAACAUUAAAUUAUGGUUACAAUUUAUUGAUCGAUACACUGAUUUAAUUAAGGUUUAGAAAUUUCCUUCGCGGGAAAAGUAUUUCUUGUUUUGUUUGUUUGUUUGUUGAUGCUGUGAUUUUUUAUUUAUUCUAAAAGUUGCAUUUUCAAAUUCUUAUACUUUUAAUUAUUUAUUUAUGUUAUUACAGACAUGUGAGUCCCUUGAAUUUAAAUACUUAUACAAUCAAUAUGUGUGUCAAAAACAUUAGAGAACAAUGAUCGCGGCCGUAUUAAUAUCAACGAAUUAAUAAGUUGAAUGAUUUCAACCUUUAGUGAGAUUGUUAUGUACACAUUAAUAUUCUCCAUAACGAGCGAAUACGUGCCUUAAUUACUCUUCGUUUUCCGACACUUACAACUAAUUUUUGUUCUUGCCCCAAAAUUUACAUACGGAAAAUAUUAAAAAAUGUUAGGUGUCCGAAAAUUUAGAGACAAAAAUUAAAUGUCCGAAAAAUAUAACUAUAUUAAAAUAUUAAAGUAACAAAUCAAUGUACAACAGUGUGUCUACUUUAAAAUAAAAACAAAUUUACA
Molecule: messenger RNA, 1692 nt
Organism: Dreissena polymorpha
Lineage: Eukaryota; Metazoa; Mollusca; Bivalvia; Myida; Dreissenidae
Exons: 9
Coding region: 494-1090 (198 amino acids)
Source: RefSeq, a predicted model, not a curated record